Messenger RNA from Pangasianodon hypophthalmus (striped catfish), 1763 nucleotides. RefSeq names its product eukaryotic translation initiation factor 2, subunit 3 gamma (gene eif2s3). Bases 85 to 1503 code for a protein of 472 amino acids. The record is from RefSeq and is a predicted model, not a curated record. Gene Ontology annotation, biological process: formation of translation preinitiation complex; positive regulation of translational fidelity. Gene Ontology annotation, molecular function: GTP binding; tRNA binding; GTPase activity. The transcript has 13 exons. Lineage: Eukaryota; Metazoa; Chordata; Actinopteri; Siluriformes; Pangasiidae. Gene Ontology annotation, cellular component: cytosol; eukaryotic translation initiation factor 2 complex.
UAUCUGUCGGCAUCAGCUUUAUCGCGUUUGAAAAAGAUUGUACAGGCGGUGUGUGGGCACACUUCCAUUUUCUUUUCCUUCAAGAUGGCGGGCGAUGAGUCCGGAGUAACGCUGGGGCAGCCUCAUUUGGCUAAACAAGACCUCAGCACAUUAGAUGUGCGCACACUGACACCACUCUCACAGGAGAUCAUCAGCAGGCAAGCUACAAUCAACAUAGGAACUAUUGGCCAUGUGGCUCAUGGGAAGUCGACGGUGGUGAAGGCCAUUUCUGGUGUCCACACUGUCCGAUUCAAGAACGAGCUAGAGAGAAACAUUACUAUCAAGUUGGGUUAUGCCAAUGCUAAGGUGUAUAAGCUGGACGACCCGAGCUGCCCGAGGCCUGAGUGUUACAGGUCGUGUGGCAGCAGCACUCCUGAUGAGUUCCCUACAGACAUUCCUGGCACAAAGGGCAACUUCAAACUAGUCAGACAUGUGUCCUUUGUCGAUUGCCCGGGUCACGACAUUUUGAUGGCCACCAUGCUGAACGGCGCAGCUGUGAUGGACGCUGCACUCCUUCUGAUUGCCGGCAACGAGUCGUGCCCUCAGCCUCAGACAUCAGAACAUCUGGCUGCUAUCGAGAUCAUGAAAUUAAAGCACAUUCUGAUCCUGCAGAAUAAAAUCGACCUGGUGAAAGAGAGUCAAGCCAAAGAGCAGUAUGAGCAGAUCCUGGCUUUCGUGCAGGGCACAGUCGCAGAAGGCGCUCCCAUCAUCCCUAUCUCGGCUCAACUGAAGUACAACAUUGAGGUGGUGUGUGAAUACAUCGUAAAGAAGAUCCCUGUGCCUAUUCGAGACUUCACCUCUGAGCCUAGGCUUAUCGUAAUUAGAUCAUUUGAUGUGAAUAAACCCGGCUGUGAGGUGGAUGACCUGAAAGGAGGCGUAGCUGGAGGCAGUAUUUUGAAAGGAGUGCUGAAGGUGGGACAGGAGAUCGAAGUCAGACCCGGUAUUGUUUCUAAGGACCAUGAAGGGAAGCUCAUGUGCAAACCAAUUUUCUCCAAGAUCGUCUCACUGUUCGCUGAGCACAAUGACCUCCAAUAUGCUGCACCUGGUGGCCUUAUAGGUGUGGGCACUAAAAUCGACCCGACGCUAUGCCGAGCGGACCGUAUGGUCGGUCAGGUCCUCGGCGCUGUCGGCGCGCUGCCUGAAAUUUUCACCGAGCUCGAGAUCUCCUACUUCCUGUUGAGGAGGCUGCUGGGUGUCCGCACUGAGGGUGACAAGAAAGCGGCAAAGGUCCAGAAGCUUUCGAAAAAUGAGGUGUUGAUGGUGAACAUCGGCUCAUUGUCAACAGGAGGCCGUGUGAGUGCGGUGAAAGCCGAUUUGGCCAAAAUUGUGCUCACUAACCCUGUGUGCACAGAGGUGGGCGAGAAGAUCGCUCUGAGUCGCCGAGUGGAGAAACACUGGCGUCUAAUCGGCUGGGGUCAAAUCAGGAGAGGAGUGACCAUCACGCCCACAGUGGAUGAUGAUUGAGGAUUUUACAGUUGGAAUAAGAGGAUAGUGUCAUCACACCAUAUGACAUAAAUAUCAAACGUUUUCACACUAGUGCCGAGGUCGGAGCUGCACAGACGUCAGCACCUCAGCACCUGUAUUUUAAAAUGUGCGCCAAUCCCAACGGCAGGACUGAUUUCAUUUACACUGCGAUAUGGGAAGAAAGCUGUAUUUCUUGGGUUUGCUGAAAAAAGUUGUCAACAUAUUUCAGUGAUUACUAAUAAAAACACUUUGGAUCAAAA